CCUCGCGCGCACACACACGCACGCGGCUGCAGCUCGUGUUCCCUCUGUCUCUCUCUCACACACAGAGCGGAGUGUUGAUUAUUAUUAGUUUAUUAAUAAUACAGUACAGUGCGCGCGGAUGUUCACGCGGGGUUUGUACAGGACACACCCGGGAGAGUGAGGGACUAAAAUCAGCCGAGUCACCGCGAGGAGAGACACAGAGACAGAGGGACAGAGACACAGAGAGGACAGCGCUGCAGAUCGGACCCCGUGCUCACACCCAUGUUGGGGGAAGGCAGUCGAUGGAGGACACCGCCCUCAAGCAGCCCAUUAUGGUUUCCAGAUUACCAAAAUUUGGCUCUCGUGCUACACCUGCUGCUGGACCCUUAACCAAUGGCUCGAGCCAUACCGUUUCCCCUGCAGGGGCUAAAGGAGUACCUGUAGGAAAGCAGAACGGGGUAAUUAGGCUCCCUGCUCCUGUCGCUCUGAAUGGCCGCAAGGGGAGGGAGGAGAGUGGAGAGAACGUUACAGAGUCUGGAGAAGAGUCUCGAGUAGUUCUGCGUUCUCAGCAGCAGCAGCAGCAGCCACGCGCUACAGGGACUGUUAGGCAAAUUCGGAAGCCCUCAGCUGCCCCAGUGGCCAAAACCCAACGGUCCAUCCCCACUGUACCAAGUACCAUUCCUAGGAUCAUUGCCCCACCCACAAAAACAAAUCCGCAAAGUACUGCCCCCAAACAGCCGUCGUCCUUACAGCCCCUGGGCAGCAAGCUAGGUGUGGGCGUGGUCGCUGCUAGCCAAAGCUCUUCCUCCUCCUCUGCCCAGGGGAGUCUUCAGAGCAGCCUUUCUCACUCCAGUGACAGCCUCAAGUCCCUCUCCGUGGAGAACGCUGUGCGCUCUCAAAGCUUCUCCUACUUGAAGAGGCCUGCAGCUCCCACUAACCCCCCUCUGACACGCUCCUUCUCCUUUAACCGGGCAACAGAGCUAGCAAAAGAGCUGCCCAGGCCGCUAGCACAGUCUCCGGUGGCCCGGCCUCCUGUCACUCAGCCCUCCACGCUGUUAGAUCGCGUAGCAAAGCCUACCGUAGCAGCGUGUCCCAUCUCCUCUCUACCGUCCUCAACCUUGAAGAAAUCUCUUUUGCCUAACUGCACCGAUGGCAAGCCGUUGUCUCUAAGCUAUAAGCUAAUGCGGCCAUCCUUCAUCAAGCAACCUCGCUCGGUCGUGCCGAUUAAGGUCCAAGGGAAGGCGGAGCUUACAGAGACGGAUGAAGAUUCUGGAGAAAAACCUUCACCCGUCUCUGAACCGUCCACCAACACACACAGUGAGGGAGCCGCUCACGAGGAACCCUUUUCCACCAAGGAGGGAAACGAGGGCCAUGCUCCGUCUCUGGAGAUUUUGGAGGACAUGUCCUUGUCGUCCACAUCCUCCCUGGAGCGCAACGACGUGAGUGAAGAGUACAUGGACGAUUUCGAUGACUUGGGCAAUGGAGGUGGGAUCCUGCUCCUCCCUCUUCACGAGCGACAUAGCGACCACAUGGGGCUCUUCAAGGACGCUGGUCUGGUGGGACAGUGUGAGGGGGGGACAUCAGUCACGAGUCUGCACAGCUUCGUCUCCGAGACUGUAGACUGGGCCAAGAUCGGCUUCUCAGCUCGCAUGGCGGCGGCCGAUGCCUGUGGGACUCGCGGUCUGUCUGCAGAGGGAGAUCUGGCUCACGGCUCGUCUCUGGAGCUCUCACCCUCGGACAGCUCGGGAGGAACCUACAUGUGGGACGAGGAGGUUCUGGAGCCGAUCGGACGGACCGCACCGCUCUGUGCCAGCUUCGACUCCAACCUGAACAGCAUGGACAUUCUCAAUAACCUGGACAACCUGGACUCCUGUGAUCUGGAGGACGAUGACCUGAUGCUGGAUGUGGACCUGCCAGAAGACGUCUCCCUCCACAGUGAUGUUGACGUGUCGCCCUGUUACGAUCACUCAGAGGGGAGUUACUGGCCCUGGAGAAAGAGACAGCAGUGCAGGGGGAUGGGCGAGCUGCUGCACUUCCAGGACCGAGAUGGAGUUCUGCAGUCGUUUGAUAACGGUCCCAUGCUGAGUUUGAGCAGGAGUGGGUCAGAACCAUCGUCUCUGGAUGAGUUGAUGCUGAAGCACAUGACCCAGGAUUGUGUGUCUGUCAAAGAACAGCUGUUUCACCUGAGGACACUGCUGCAGAUGGAAGAGGAUGGGGAGUCUGAGCGGUUUGUGUCCAGUUCAUCUUCUGAAGAGCCGAGCUAUCAACAAGUGGACGAGCUGCUGAAGGAGGUGCAGAAGCUGAGGGAGGAGCUCCGAGGGAAAGACAUCCUGAUCUCAGCACUCACACAGCAGCUGUCAGCUCCUGUAGCGGUGACGCCGUGUCUCUGCCAGCAGGGGGCGCCACAGAGACGAGCGCAUCAGGACAAAAGCACUCAGACUCCAUGGAGAGCGCAGAAGCCUCAGAUACUACAGCCUUCCCAGCCCUUGGCCAGAGAGCACAACAAGUCGGCCAGACCGUCCCUCCCAGCGCUCUCAGAGGCCCCCAGUGACCGUGUGGAUGCCCAGCUUGGUGAUGGUCCAGUAAAGCCCCAGUCCUGCACUGUAGUACCAGUUUCUGCCACCAGUAAUGCCGCGCUUCCGUCCUCUGUGCCCGCGACUGCGCCUGCUGUUAGCGCCGCUGCUGCCUCUUUAUCCUCCAGCACUCCAAACUCUGAUAAUCUCAUGCUCCUCCUUAACACACGUCUCCAAAUAGAUGGGCCGCACAUCCCCAGGGCUCAAGUCAGUAACCACAUCCAGCUGAGGAGGACGACUCCACACCUCGCCGACCCUCGCGCACCCGGAGACAGGAAAGCUCAUGUUCUCUUGAAACCCAGAGGAGAUGAGCGGGCGGCUUUAGGGCGAGGAGGGCGAGGUGCGUUCGGCGUACCGUCCAGGAUCAGAUGUCUGCCCCCCCCAUCCCGCGGUCUGCCCUGCAUCAGUGCGGUAUCACAGUCCAGUCUAACUCCAUCGGUACACGGCGUCAGAACGGUCUCUGCUCCGAGAGACGAGGAGAUCAGCUCAGCCCGGGCUCAGGAUCAAUCCCACUCCUGUAACUCUCGCCUCCCAAAGCCAAAGAGCCAUUAACCCCGCCCCUCUGCUCCUCCCUGCUCCUCUUUCUUCUUCUUCUUCUUCUCCUCCUCCUCUACAGCAAAGCUCAGGGCUUCAGGCUCACCGCUCCACGGCGCCCCCCGGCUGUAAAAGCCUCAUAUUUAUUUGAUCUAGCAGUGUGUUCAUUGUGUUCAAUCUUGGCUCUGUAUUUAAACACGCAGGUCUCUCUUCAGAUGAUCUUCAGCUUCAGGAGAUCAUCAGAAAUCUACUGCUGAAAAAAAAAAAAUCUUUCAGAUCAAAGUCAGUUUCAGAUCCUAAUGAUGUGCCCAGGAGUCUGGAGUGAGUGAUUGGCUGUGAGUGGGCGGGGCUUUCCUGCUUUACUCUAUCCAAUCAUGAGCUCAAAUGUCUCCCAGCAAUGAAGCACGGGGAGCAGAGCAAAGCGGGACGGCCCAAAAACUUCCAGAAGUAAAAAGAAAAAAUAAAUAAAUAAAUAUAUAUAUAUUAAUAAUAAUAAUAAUAAUAAUAAUAAAGACCCCACUCAGUUCCUGCAGUGUGUACCAGAUGAAAGCUAAACACACCCUCACAGGCCUUCUUUAUUCAGUGUGUUUUAUUUUGAAAGGCUGUUGACAAUCCCCUUUAUUGCCUUUAAAUCUUCACCAUCUUAAUGAUUUCAAUUCUAAACAUUUCACCUGAAGCUCGCGACCCUGCUGACAGUCCGACGGUCAGCUUGUUAUCUUUAUUAGUACUGUGUGUGUGUGUGUGUGUGUGUGUGUGUGUGUGUGUGUGUGUGUGUGUGUGUGUACAUGAGUAUAGAAAUCCAAACAUUUCCACGUGAACUCCUCCUGCUCUGAUCGCCUCAGUGGCUCCUCCGCCUGGUGAAGGAGAGUGAGGCGGUGUGAUCUCUCACUGAUGAAGCAGCGCCACACUCUCCUCCUCCUCCUCCUACAGCAGCGGUCGCUCUUGUUUUGAGUGACUGUAUUAGUUCACUUUCCAUGUCUUAAUUAAGUUCAUUUAGUGGUUCACAAGGACAACACCUUGGGAACCCCCUGACCCCUGACCCCUGACCUGCAGGAGAAAGAGGGAAAGAGAGUCAUAAAGUGGAGGAGAUGCAGUAACACUCAUGAGAUAAAUUUUCUGCCAUUUUCAGUUCUUCCUGAAGCUCCUCCCACAGUGUGUGUUUGAGAGUGUGUGUGUUCUGGAGAGAGUGUGUAAGAUUAGACCAAGUGUGUCGAAUCAUUUUCAAUGUCAUUGAUCCAUUCAGUGAGGAUGUGGGUGGGGUUAUAGUGCAGGAGGCCACACUGAACUUACACACUUCUGGUCCUGUGGUGCAGUGAAGUAGGUGACGCCCUUUACUCACAAUCUACACACAACUUUGUAAAUUUCUAUGCAAGAUUUUAUUAAGUUGAGCUUCCUGGAGUAUGUGCUAUGAAAGUUUAAUUUGCAUCCCAGAGCGUAACACACACACACACACACACACACACAC
Clarias gariepinus (North African catfish) is the source of this 4551-nucleotide messenger RNA. It is a transcript of the gene ccser2b, whose product is annotated as coiled-coil serine-rich protein 2b. The record is from RefSeq and is a predicted model, not a curated record. Gene Ontology annotation, biological process: microtubule bundle formation. Gene Ontology annotation, cellular component: microtubule cytoskeleton. Gene Ontology annotation, molecular function: microtubule binding. The transcript has 10 exons. Lineage: Eukaryota; Metazoa; Chordata; Actinopteri; Siluriformes; Clariidae. The coding region runs from base 282 to 3104 and encodes 940 amino acids.